This is a messenger RNA of Solanum dulcamara, 3888 nucleotides long. Its product is annotated as PH, RCC1 and FYVE domains-containing protein 1-like. The transcript is spliced from 10 exons. Lineage: Eukaryota; Viridiplantae; Streptophyta; Magnoliopsida; Solanales; Solanaceae. Gene Ontology annotation, molecular function: metal ion binding. The record is from RefSeq and is a predicted model, not a curated record. The coding region runs from base 389 to 3484 and encodes 1031 amino acids.
CAGAAAGCAUUUUUCUUUCUUAAUAUUCAAAUACAUUCAUUGUUUUGCAUGUUUGUAUCCAUUUCUUGAGCUCCCAAAUAACAUUUUGGCUCAUCAGAUAAUAAUAUCAACGGUUUGAUUAGUGAAUCACCUCAAAUUUUCAAGAAAAAAGAGGAGUGAAUGACUGAUUUCAGCUGCUGAGGAGUUGAAUGUUGAUAGUUUUUAUGUGUGAAAAAGGGAAUGUUUUGUUGAGAAUUUUAAAGAGUUGUACAAUGGGAUAGAUGAAGGGGAUUGGUUGUUGUAUUUAUAUAUGGGGUAUACUAGUAGGGGGAAAACUUUUCCCUUUGGUUUUUCAGAUGGGUUUUGGUUCAACAGCUGGGGGUUUUCACCUAAUAGUAUUACCACUUGAAUGGCUGAUUUCCAAAGGUCUAGUCUUGCUGAUGGGGACAUUGAUCAGGCCAUUGCAGCACUUAAGAAAGGAGCAAAUCUGCUGAAGUAUGGGCGCAGAGGAAAACCCAAGUUUUGUCCUUUUCGUCUUUCUAAUGACGAAUCUGCGGUUAUAUGGUACCACGACAAAGAAGAAAAACAGCUUGAACUUUGUCAUGUAUCAAGGAUUAUUCCUGGACAGAGAACUGCAAUAUUCCAGCGGUAUCCUCGACCUGAAAAGGAGUAUCAAUCAUUUUCUCUCAUCUGUAACGACCGAUCUUUGGACUUGAUCUGUAAAGACAAGGAUGAAGCUGAGGUUUGGAUUACUGGGCUGAAAGCAAUAAUUACGCGGGGACGCUCUCGCAGGGGAAAAAAUGAUGCAAGAAGUGAACCUGUGUUUUCUGAUAGUCCACAUGGUCAACGAGUCACCACAUCAACUUCAUCUAUUGAUCAAGGAGACAAUCAGAGAACCGAGAGUCUACCUCAGAGUAGGCUUGGAAAAGCCUAUGCUGAGAUUAUUCAAUACACUGCAGCUGGCAAGAGUCCUACACUUGCUGAAACAGGUUCCUUUAAUCUUAGCUCGUUGUCUGCUGGAGCGCUUGACAACUCAAAUGCUCGAAGUUCUACAGCUGAUACAUUUCGAGUUAGUUUAUCCAGUGCUGUAAGUUCGUCCAGCCAGGGUUCUUGCCUUGAAGACUUCGAUAACCUUGGAGAUGUCUUCAUUUGGGGAGAAGGCACUGGCAAUGGGCUAUUGGGUGGUGGCAAGCACAGAAUUGGCAAAUCAUCUGGCACAAGGAUUGAUGCUUAUAUUCCCAAAUCACUGGAGUCAAGUGUGGUGCUUGACGUUCAGAAUAUUGCCUGUGGUAAUAGGCAUGCUAUGCUAGUCACAAAACAAGGAGAGGCGUUCAGCUGGGGUGAAGAGGCAGGGGGCAGGCUGGGUCAUGGGGGGGAAACAGAUAUUUCACAUCCCAAGCUUAUCAAAAAUUUCAAAGGAAUGAAUAUUGAGGUGAUUGCAUGUGGGGAAUAUCAUUCAUGUGCUGUUACAUCCUCUGGGGAUCUAUACACUUGGGGUGACGGUGCUAAAAGUUCGGGUCUUCUUGGACACAGAAGCGAAGUCAGUCACUGGAUCCCAAAGAAAGUAUGUGGCCUAAUGGAAGGUUUAAGAGUGUCUCAUGUUUCCUGUGGGCCUUGGCAUACAGCUUUCAUAACGUCUGCGGGCCACUUGUUUACAUUUGGAGAUGGAACUUUUGGUGCAUUGGGUCAUGGAGAUCGUUCUGGAUGUAUUUCUCCUAGAGAGGUGGAAACUUUCAAUGGAUUGAGGACACUCAAGGUUGCUUGUGGUGUUUGGCACACUGCUGCUGUAGUUGAACUAAUGAGUGGAUUGGAUUCUAGACCAUCUGACGUUCCGUCUGGAACACUAUUCACCUGGGGAGAUGGAGAUAAAGGGCGGCUUGGACACGGUGAUAAUAAACCAAGACUAGCUCCUGAGUGCAUAGCAGCAUUGGUUGACAAAAGUUUCAGUCAGGUAGCCUGUGGCUAUGCCAUGACUGUUGCUUUGACAACUGCAGGCCGAGUAUAUACAAUGGGUAGUACUGUUUAUGGCCAACUUGGUUGCCCUCUAGCUGAUGGAAUGUCUCCAAUUUGUGUAGAAGAUUAUCUCGUUGACAGUACUGUGGAGGAAAUUUCUUGUGGUUCACAUCAUGUUGCAGUUUUGACUUCCAAAACAGAAGUUUAUACAUGGGGAAAGGGUGAAAACGGACAACUUGGUCAUGGAGACUGUGAGAAUAAGUGUACACCUACUCUAGUAGAUAUUUUGAGGGAUAAACAAGUAAAGAGAAUAGUGUGUGGCUCAAAUUUUACUGCUGCUAUUUGUGUUCACAAUUGGGCAUUAAGUGCUGAUAAUUCUAUAUGCUUUGGAUGUCGUAUCCCUUUCAAUUUCAGAAGAAAACGCCACAAUUGUUACAAUUGUGGGUUUGUCUUUUGCAAAGCAUGCAGCAGCAAAAAGUCACUUAAUGCAUCAUUAGCCCCAAGCACAAACAAGCCAUAUCGUGUCUGUGAUGAUUGUUUCGACAAGUUAAAGAAGACAAUAGAAUCAGAACCUUUCUCCCGAGUUCCAAAAGUCAAAGCUGGAAAUGCACUUUAUAAGGCAAAUGAGCAGACAGAUAAAGAGAGCGGGCUUCCUCUAUUAGUAGGUCAGACUUCCAGACUCUCAUCUUCUGACUCAUUCAACCGUGCUCAGGGCAGAAUUUCCAGGGUUGAUCAAUGUGAGAACCGUGCAUCUUCCUUUCAAAAUGAAAAUGCUCCAAGGGAAAGCUUUACCUUAUCCAAAUCACCAAUCAGUACAUUUCGAGUUUCGAAAAGUCUCUUCUCAGCUUCUCUUCCAAGUACUAGAGUGGUCUCCCAGUCAACAUCUCCUUUUACAGGAAAGAGAAGUCCAUUGUGGCCUGCAAUACCAGCUUCAUAUCCCCCUGCUCGUACAGCUGAACUAGUUGUAGAUAAUUUGAAGCCAAUUAAUGAUAGCUUAAGCCAGGAGGUCAAACAAUUAAAGGCACAGCUGGAAGAGCUGGCAAGCAAAUCUCAACUUCUAGAAGCUGAACUUGGGAGAAAGACAAAGCAGCUGAAGGAUGCGACUGCAAAAGCAGCUAUUGAAGCAGAGAAAAGAAGAGCUGCGAAACACGUAAUCAAGUCUCUGACUGCCCAGCUAAAGGAGGUAACUGAAAGGCUUCCAGAAGAGCAGAUCUCCACCAGUAAUUUAGAUUUUAAUGUUGAACAAACGUCGUUUAAUCGUACCCGUCCUUCUAAUGGUAAAUGUGUAACCACCACAACCCUAACCGAGUGCAGUGGCACUUCUAAUACUGCUGUCUCAGCCAAGAAGUCUAGAGGGCAAAAGCCAGAGCGCAUGUUACAGGUUGAACCAGGCGUGUACCUAUAUCUUAUUUCCUUACCCGAUGGAGGCAAUGAACUGAAACGAGUUCGUUUCAGCCGUAAAUGCUUCUCAGAGGAUGAGGCAGAAAAGUGGUGGAACGAAAAUGGACAAAAAAUCUGUGAGAAGUACAACAUCACACCAGAUCAUGUCUAAUUGUAGCAACUAGCAACUGUGCAUUUUGUCCUGUAAAAAGACGCGAAGGAAGGCUAUACAAUGGAUUCUUACGAUGUUCUCUGCUCUUUGCUAUGACACUGGAAAUUUUGUUCAUUUUUGAGGCUUGAGCAACUACAUUUCUGCAUUCAAAACUAGAACAAGGAGCAGCAGCAUCCGGGAAUCAGCUGAAGACAGAGGAAAAGGUUAUGGAGAGAUUAGAAGAAUCUGAUUUUUAGUUUGUAUUUUUUGUAUAUCUUUUUUGACUCGAAUGUCUCUAUAUUUUUUGACGAUUUCAUUUUAACUAUAGCUAGUUUUCAUGUAGCAAAAUUAGUGAGCAAAACCAACCAAUAUGUAGGUAUAACUUUUCUUUAUGAAUUUGAUACAACAGUCAAGAGUUGCACAUU